Messenger RNA from Magnusiomyces paraingens, 384 nucleotides. RefSeq lists its product as uncharacterized. The transcript has a single exon. NCBI's taxonomy places the organism in Eukaryota, Fungi, Ascomycota, Dipodascomycetes, Dipodascales, Dipodascaceae. The record is from RefSeq and is a predicted model, not a curated record. Gene Ontology annotation, molecular function: protein-macromolecule adaptor activity. Gene Ontology annotation, biological process: proteasome regulatory particle assembly. Bases 1 to 384 code for a protein of 127 amino acids.
AUGGGAAAUUCUCAAGAUCUAUCUUACGAUCUACCUUUGGAUUUAUCGGAACUUACCCCUCCAGUAGCCCAAAUUCUACAAUCUGCAAACUUCCCUCAAUUCUAUUCAACUACUAUAAUACACCAAUCUCCAGCAGAUCUCCACGCAUCUAUCGAAGCCCUUAAUAACUCUACAAAACAUCUCAAGCAAUCUAAUCAACAUCUUAAAGAAGCUAUUGCUGCUGCUGAUAAUGACAAUGACAAUGACAAUGACCCAGAUCUUUCACAAAAUGAACGAAAUGAAUAUCUGCAGUAUAUCAAAGAUAAUGAGCACGUCAUAGCUGCCAAUGAGUACCGAGUGGACAUUAUCAGCCGUUUGAUUAAACGCAAGGCAGGAACAAUAUAG